This is a messenger RNA of Mytilus californianus (California mussel), 1693 nucleotides long. RefSeq lists its product as uncharacterized. Bases 387 to 1052 code for a protein of 221 amino acids. NCBI's taxonomy places the organism in Eukaryota, Metazoa, Mollusca, Bivalvia, Mytilida, Mytilidae. The record is from RefSeq and is a predicted model, not a curated record. The transcript is spliced from 3 exons.
AGUCGGUAACGAAGAUUUAUGUAGUUUGUAUUUACGUCCUACCUUUGUUAUACACAGAGUUAUAUAAUGACAAUUAUUUCUGUCUGAUAUGACGUAGAAUUUGGAGACAUCGGAAAUAAAAAAAAAAUAAGAAAAAAAAAAUAAAAUUCAAAACUCUCUGAUUAUUAACCGUUUAAUGCUGGUUAUAAUAUACCCCGUUACUUUAUUCUACCACCUCAAUGUUCAAUGAAUAUAUAAAGAAAGAACCUUGACCCUUAAAAUGCAGUGCGAAUAAUAUAAGUUUUGUCAUUUAUAUAUAAAAGACAUUUUGUGUAUGGCACUGGCCCAUUUUUUCUCAGAGUACCGCAACUCAAUCAUUUGAUCGAAAUACACAUCGCUAUGUAAAAAUGACUUUCUAUGAUAAUAAUGUUGUUAUUUAUACAAUAUACAAUCUUUCCAAUCCAGUUACAAAUGACGACUUUUUGAAAGUGACGCCAUCAGAUCUACACCUACGUCGUAUGUCAUUAUUGUUCAGUAAAAAUGAAGCCAGGGAAAUAACAAUCAAAUUAGGAUUGUCGACCAAGGACAUGGAUAGCAUUCUAGAAACUGAAGAUUCAAGGAAAUGGAAUUUUGAAGUUUUGAGACGAUGCAGGGAUAGUAUUUUGGUUACUUUUAAGCAUAUCAAAGAAGCUGUGGAGGAAAGUGGCCAAGAAAGUAUCCACAUACUUUGCAAGCUUGUGAAAGGCAAAUCUGUUGAUUUUGAAAAGGAAGCAGAUAAAUGGGAUAAGGUACUCACAGAGGAGCACAUUGACAGAUUGGCUCCAUUGGUUGGAAAUAACUCACUCCCGUUCCUGAUAGAACUUGGAAUGGAGUUUCAGACCUGGGAACAGAUCGCCCACAGGCAAAAUGAACGAGAUUUGGUACGACUGAACAAGGACAUUUUAGAAGAAUGGAGGUUCAAGUUUUGCAAAAUGCACAGUUUGAAACCAACUUUGAGGAAUAUCGCAAGUGCAUUCAUUAACAUUGGCAAAAAUGUACAAAUCGUUGAGAAAACUUUAUUAGAUUUGUUUUGACUGUUAUCAAAAUAACUUUCUUCUGUUUGCUCCGGGUGAAAAACGAGUGCGCAAUUCUCAGAGAAUAUUCAACUUUAUGAAAAGCAUUAAUAAUUCAAUUUUAACUGUUAAUUCAAAUAGAUAAUUCAAAGAAAUAUGACUAUAUCAAUAUACAUAUUUAUUACUUUGUGAAAAAACGUUAAUUUAGGUUAACCGUGUUUAAACAUUUAUGGUAUACUGAUCAAUAAAGUCUUCUUUCUGUUUGAAAUAUCACUUUUACGUCUUGUAAUAUCAUAAAUUUGAUAUAGUUUAGUGUAUACCAUGUUUUUAAUUUUUAUUGUAUCUUUUUUUCUGCUAGUUCGCUUAUUUUCUUGAAGUAACUCUUAAAAUAAACAAGGCCGUACAAUGAUUGAUAUAGUUUAUUGUCCAAACUGAAUGUGUUAAUUGUUCUAAGAAGCAUUUUAUCAAUAGAAAUAGUAAAUACAGUUUAUGGUCAUAACUGAAUGUGUUAAUUGUUCCGAGAAGCCUCAUAUAAGUACAUAUAUGCAUGUAUAAUAUAAAGGUAAAAUGUAUAUCAGCAAUGUUGACCAAUACUUUCAUAGUUAAAAUCUAUCUAAGAUAGACACUGUCCAACAAAAUCAAAUACAAAAUUCUGCUACAUA